Molecule: messenger RNA, 1789 nt
Organism: Meira miltonrushii
Lineage: Eukaryota; Fungi; Basidiomycota; Exobasidiomycetes; Exobasidiales; Brachybasidiaceae
Product: amine oxidase
Exons: 1
Coding region: 101-1738 (545 amino acids)
Molecular function (GO): oxidoreductase activity
Source: RefSeq, a predicted model, not a curated record
CGACUACACCCUACUUAAGAUAACAAUAUGUCUUUAAGAGUCAACUUUCCCCCUAAAUGCUUCCUCACCAUCACGAAUUGGGAAAAGUGUAUUGGUAGUGAUGAUGUGGUUAGCUGGAGGUAGAACGUUCUCCAUCCUCAUAUCAUUUGCAUGGUUCGCAUGUUGCGCAUACAGUCAAUCACCUUCUUCUUCACAACAUCUCUACGUUCGCGGUAACGAAAGCGCCAAUGCCAAAGAAGCAGAUGUAAUCAUUCUGGGAGCAGGUAUCGCAGGUAUUGCAACAGCUCACACUUUGAUCAAACAUCAUGGCAUCAAAGAUGUUUUGUUGCUCGAAGCACGUCCUGUUGUUGGUGGUCGUGCAUAUCUGGAAGAAUUGGUCGAUCCAAGAAAUAGCAGAACGCUUCAUGUUGAAAAAGGAUGUAAUUGGAUUCAAGGCUAUGGGCACGAGAACAUCACAAAGCUUGCAAAAAAGUGGGACCUAAAAACGCAAGCACAAAAUUAUUCCUCUAUUGCUUAUUUCAAUGGUACUCGUGGCUUGGCCAUUGAUGAUGCAAAGAUACCACCCGGGAAAUUCUUGAACGAUGAUCAACUUGAUUUCAUGAACGCAUACGAUGAAGCUGCUGACAAUGUAACAACCUAUGCGAACCAGCGACUUAAACGACAAGAAGUCGAUCUUACAGCAAGGGCUGCGUUGAGCAUUUUGGAUUGGAUUCCGAUCACACCACUGCAAAAGGUAUACGAAUGGAUCAAUGUCGAUUUCACAUUUGCUCAACCACCUGAAGUGUGCAGCUUGUUCAACACGUUUAGCGUUUCAGAAGAUGCAAGUGCAGAUCGUCUUGUAAUCGAUCAACGUGGCUAUAGACACAUCUUUAUCAAAGAAUUGGAAGAAGUCUUUGGAUCUUCGUUGAAUGACUCACGCUUGCACGUCAACACAACCGUCAAGAACAUCAACUACUCUGGCAAGCACACCAAGAUUGAAACAGACAAGGGCACUUACACUGCUCGGAAGCAUGUCAUUGUCACGUUCAGUAUUGGUGUACUGCAAGACAAUCAAAUCACCUGGACACCACGAUUGCCCAAUUGGAAAAAGGAAGCAAUCUAUAGCUUCGCAAUGGCAGUUUAUCAAAAGACUUUCCUCCUGUUUGAACGAAAGUUCUGGAGAGAUGAACAAUUUCAAGUUUACGCAGACCCAGACCAGCGAGGACGUUAUCCGUAUUGGCAGAACCUGAACGCACCUGGGUUCUUUAAUGGCAGCACAGAUGGUUAUGUUUAUUUCGUGACACACGUCGAUCAAGAAGCAAGACGGAUUGGUUCUUUGGGUGAUGAUGACGUAAAGGCGGAAGCUAUGUUCAAGCUCAAAGAAAUGUACGGUGAUGAUAUCCCGCAGCCUUUGGAUGUCCUUGUGCCACGCUGGGAUCAAGAUCCAUUGUUCCGUGGAAGUUAUUCGAAUUGGCCACUUGGAGAAUUAGAUCAACAUCACGAUAAUCUUCGUCAACCAGUAGGUGACAACAAAGUCUUUUUCACCGGUGAAGCAUAUAGCAAAGAAAUGUUUGGAUACGUUCAAGGUGCAUGGGAAGAAGGUAAACAGACCGGAACGAAAAUUGCAAAUUGCUUAAAAGGAAACGGAUGCCCAGGCGGAUUUGCAUUUGAGAGUAUUAAGACUUGCUCACAGCAACAGACUACACUCAAACGCAGGGACAUUCUUCAGCAUCAAUUUCUAAGGAACAAAAAGGAGUGAGCUUGAUGUACCAUACAGGGAGGUAAAUAGCAAAUGAACAUACUUGGACAG